GUGUUUGACCUGUCAAAGCUUGAGGCAGAUGAGUCUACGCCCUCUGGCGGCAGCCCGCCCCACGUCCCGCGCGGCGGCGCGUUCAGCGACCUAGUCACAGGCAGCAGCAGCGGCGGCAGCGGCGGCGGCGUCGGCGCUGUUGGGGCGGGGCCGACGCUGCCAGCCUUGAUUGGGGCCGCGCAGAAGGGCGGCGGCAGCGGCGGUGGCAGCGGGGAUGCGGGCCAGGAUGGCGCCGGCAUGGGGGGCGCGUGA
Monoraphidium neglectum is the source of this 252-nucleotide messenger RNA. RefSeq lists its product as hypothetical. The annotation marks the transcript as partial. The record is from RefSeq and is a predicted model, not a curated record. The transcript has a single exon. NCBI's taxonomy places the organism in Eukaryota, Viridiplantae, Chlorophyta, Chlorophyceae, Sphaeropleales, Selenastraceae.